Phaedon cochleariae (mustard beetle) is the source of this 2987-nucleotide messenger RNA. Lineage: Eukaryota; Metazoa; Arthropoda; Insecta; Coleoptera; Chrysomelidae. The record is from the annotation of a GenBank genome assembly.
AUUCGAACUUAAAACUAAGACCGUCCACAUAAGACCUUUCUUAGUCUAAACAAAAAAAUAUGUUGGGUGUUUCAUCAGUGUUUAUUGUCAUACAAAAUAUUUAUUAUGUGGUAUUGGCACUUUCAUUCUGGUUUUCUGGUGCUUGCAGUGUGAUAUUUAUAGAAAAUAAAGUAAUAGAAAUAAAUCUGGGUGAUAACAUGGUGAAUGAUUCGUAUUUUGGAUACUCGCUGCUGUUACAGAAAGGAUCUCAUCCUAUUGUUAUAGUUGGAUCACCCAAGCAAGAUUCAAAAAAUGGUGGUGCACUAUAUUCUUGUGAAAUCUCGAAAUAUCACAAUGGAAACUGUUCCAAAUAUUAUAUGGAGACCAGUAACAUAGGUGAUUUCAAUGGUAACUUUUUGGGAUCUGCUUUAGAUGGAGAUGCAAAUACAGGAGAAUCGUUCAUUGCGUGUGCACCUAAAAAAGUGUUCAUUGUCGGCACGUUCGAAAAUAAGAACUAUUACCUGAAAGGAUUCUGUUUUCUUCAUAAAAAUUCCUCCAGACUUGAUGCCGAUAUUGAAUUCUAUCCGUUGGACCAAGAUCGAGUGGUUGCUGUUGGUAACGCCCAAGGACAGUAUUAUUAUGAUAAUGCUUUUGGCCAAGCUGGAUUGGACAUCGAGUAUAUCCCAGGAACUGGUAGAGUUUUGAUGGGAGCACCCGGUAUCAAGAACUGGAAUGGCGCUAUGGUAUCUCAGUCGCUUUCGAGUUUCGGAGAUUUCAAAAUAAUACCCCACAGACUUUUUCCUUCUGCCAAAGCAAAUUUCGACUAUUUAGGUUAUGCAGUCACGAUUGCAAAAAUGGGUAACACUAGGUAUGAGGUUGCUGGGGCACCUAGGGCUGAAAAUCUCCUGGGAGUGGUGAAAAUGUUCAAUGGUUUCCAAUUAUUCCAACAAUUCAAUGGCGAUGAAACAGGUGGAUAUUUCGGAUCGUCCCUUUUGUGUUCUGACGUCACCAAUGAUGGUAUCGAUGAUUUAUUCGUAGGGGUGCCCAUGGGCGCAGGCUCAACUUUCGAUGAGGGUUACGUUUACUUCUACAAAAACGCUUUGCUAACAAAGGUAAAACUGUUCGGUUCUAGGAAACCAGGUGCUAGGUUCGGUACCAGCAUUUCUGCUUUGGGAGAUAUUGAUCUCGAUAAUUACAAUGAUAUUGCUAUAUCUGCCCCGUUUGAGGAUGACGGCACCGGGGCUGUGUAUAUCUACAUGGGAGAAAAGCAAGGCAUCAAGACAACUUACAGUCAGAGAUUAUCUCCGCUCAACUUCUAUGGAAACUAUCAUAGUGUGAAAGGCUUCGGCUUGGGAUUAUCUAAAGGCAAUGAUAUAGAUGGAAAUGGACAUAAUGAUAUUGCUGUGGGUGCCUACAUAAGCGGUCAAGUUUUUGUUUUGAAUAGUAAGAGUGUGAUCACUUUCGCGAUGAGUUUGAGACCAAACGUUUCUUCGAUAACUGACAAGUCAAUGUCGGUGAGAUACUGUAUCAGCUACCAACAGAGAAGCAAAACCAAUAAUUUGAAAUCGGUUAUUUUUCAAUUGGCUCUCCAACUAGACUACAGAGCUGUUGGAGUCAGAGAUUAUAAAGAGAAUAUCACUGUUUUUCUUGAGAAUGAAAUGUGUAAAUCACUGGAUGUGUUUAUACAGCCAAAUGUGGUGGAUAUUUUACCGUUCAGGAUAACUUUGUCUAGUGACGUCUUGGGUGAUAUCAUGGCUACAGGGGAAAAUCAUAUUGAGAAGGAAAUUCCGUAUUCUCACGGAUGUGGUGUCGACGAUAUUUGCCAGACAAAGUUAGCGAUGGAUUUGAUUGCAAAAACACCAAAUAUCGUUCUUGGUUUGAACAGAGAAAUAGUAGUGGAGGUAACUGCAAAAAAUACUGGAGAACCAGGUUACCAGUGUAACUUGGUGAUGAGCAUACCCGAAAAUUUGAAACUGACGAGAAGGGAUUGCAAAUCAGAGAAUUACACUUUCUCGUGUCCGUUUUCUAGAAACCUAGCAAUCGAAGAUACACAGGCUAAAUUAGUCUUUGAUGUGUCAUCUGUGAAACCGACUGUAGAUGAAAUUGAAGUGGAUUUUGAUUUGAAGUGUUUGGGUGAAAAUUUGACGCCAACUAAACAAACACUCAGUAUAGGAGUUAUCGUUCAAAAUUCACCAUAUAUUGAAGGGAAACCUGAUCCGGAAAAUAUUUACUAUGACGAUGAAAGUGUAGAAGAUGCUCAUGAAUUUUCCCACAUCUUCACUGUAGGUAAUUCAGGUCCGUCACCUGUCAAAUUGAGAGUUUAUCUAUUACUACCCAUGGCCCAGUUUGAAGGGAAAGAUGUUUUCGAAUUUAUUGAAGCACAGGUAGACCGACAUGGCUCUCGAGUCCAGUGUUAUCCCUCGAACGAAACGAGAAUCUACGAAAAAAAAUACGACGUCCAAUCAGUUCUCACCGAACCACUCAACAACACCAUAGUUGUGGAUUGCUUCGAAGAAGGCUCCAAAUGUCUGGAAAUCCUAUGCCAGGGAGAAUAUCUGGAGAAAUCUUCGGAAGUCGCCAAAUACACUGUCAAAAUCAAAACCAAAACUAGCCUACUCGCUGCGCAUUUCAUGAAUGAACUGCAGAAAAAAAGCCUCGUAGCAUACGUAGCUUCUGCUUUUCUCUUCAAUUCAACAUCAAGGAUAGAGGGUCAUUCGGCUACCUUGAUAUUUUCAUCUCAUAGAAAGUCUGUACCGAUAUGGGUAUGGAUAAUAGCUGCAGUUCUUGGUGUCUCACUUCUGGCUGCGUUGAUUUUCUUAUUGAAUAAGUGUCACUUUUUCGAACGAAGCUACAGAGAUAAACUCAAUGGAGAGCGUCUCAUGGAUCACCAAACUGCCGAAAUGGAAAGCACAGAACAUGACACAGAAGAUUUACAGAACGAUGAAAUGAACUGAAGAUUAUAGUGAGCUCACAAAAAUCAAGAAUAAAAUCAUAACUAUUUUAUGUAC